GAAACAGAGAGUUACUGUAGAUGGAACUGUUACCAAUUUUGUUAAUAUCAACAGAGGAGUACCUCAAGGUACAGUUCUUGGCCCCUUCUUAUUUUCGUUAAUGGUCAACGACAUUGAAGCCAAACAUCCACAAACGAACAAUUUGGUCACAUUUGCAGAUGAUUUAACAGUGAGUGUUCCUGUCACAUCGUCUGGUGACUCGGCUUUGGACGAG
This is a messenger RNA of Paramuricea clavata, 214 nucleotides long. Lineage: Eukaryota; Metazoa; Cnidaria; Anthozoa; Malacalcyonacea; Plexauridae. The record is from the annotation of a GenBank genome assembly.